Messenger RNA from Trematosphaeria pertusa, 430 nucleotides. RefSeq lists its product as uncharacterized. NCBI's taxonomy places the organism in Eukaryota, Fungi, Ascomycota, Dothideomycetes, Pleosporales, Trematosphaeriaceae. The coding region runs from base 46 to 201 and encodes 51 amino acids. The record is from RefSeq and is a predicted model, not a curated record. The transcript has a single exon.
CAGUCUCAAUGAAUGAGAGACGAAAACAGAUCAUAGACGGAGGAGAUGGAAAUACGUACGACAACGAUAUUCGCCUCUUCAGGUAUCAUCUUCGGCAUACUGCCUUUCGAUCUCCUGCGUUCUGCGCAGUCUGGCUGGCUUACGCCUGAUCCCUUCCGUCGGGUCCCUCGUCCGCCUUCUCAGUCAGCGUCCCCAAACUGACCGACCCCUCCUCGGAAAACAGGCGACGUCGCAGCAAACAAAGCCGAUAUCGUUCUCCCUCGCUUUUGCAAAAGCGACGAUGAGACAGGACACGCAGUGCGCAAGACGGGCGAUGAAUAACCCCCGUGCGAGCGACGAUAAUGAGCAGAGCAGUCGUAGGUUUGGUAGAGAGAGGAGGUGGGUGGUGUCCCGAGGGAGUGGUUCAGAAGGGUCAGAGGCGUCGCUGGAG